Messenger RNA from Amphibalanus amphitrite, 3625 nucleotides. RefSeq names its product F-box-like/WD repeat-containing protein TBL1XR1 (gene ebi). Gene Ontology annotation, cellular component: histone deacetylase complex. Gene Ontology annotation, molecular function: transcription corepressor activity; protein binding. NCBI's taxonomy places the organism in Eukaryota, Metazoa, Arthropoda, Thecostraca, Balanomorpha, Balanidae. The transcript has 12 exons. Gene Ontology annotation, biological process: regulation of transcription by RNA polymerase II. The record is from RefSeq and is a predicted model, not a curated record. The coding region runs from base 225 to 1871 and encodes 548 amino acids.
ACACCACACGAACUCCUCUCUUGUUCUCCUCCGCGCUUGAACGGAACCGGCAAGGUCCCGUAAACUGCUGGUUGACGUGCCCUCCUGUUUUAUUGAAUAUAUGCUGUCAAUUUCGAAUUUUGUUUCAAUAAAGCAUCAAAUAUAAUCUAAAAAACUGCAUAAUGUAUAGGCUAAUAUAAAAUUUUAUAAGAAUAUCCGAUAAGUUUAGGUAAUGCUGCAUUAUAAUGAACAAAUUUGUUGAAACGUCAUUUAAAAUUGAAAAACUGUAUUUUACCUUCACGAAAUAUUCAGGCAGCCUUAAAUCCGGUGCUUUGCAAGGCGGCAAUUGCGUGUGGUGGGCGUACUUAGUCUCGUCGAUUUCAGAAAUCAGCAAGAUGAGUUUCACCAGUGAUGAGCUCAACUUCCUGGUAUACAGGUAUCUGCAGGAGUCAGGAUUCUCCCACUCGGCCUACACAUUCGGCAUGGAAUCGCACAUCGCGCAGAGCAACAUCAACGGCGCGCUGGUGCCGCCGGCGGCGCUCAUCACCAUCGUCCAGAAGGGCCUGCAGUACACCGAGGCGGAGAUUAGCAUCGGAGAGGACGGCACGGAGCGUCUGAUCGAGUCGCUGUCGCUGAUCGACGCCGUCAUGCCGGACAUUGUGGCGACGCGCCAGCAGCUGGCGGCGCAGCAGCAGAAGCCGGUGAAGCAGGAGACGGACGUGCCGCAGUCGAACGGCGACGAGGCGCCGCCGCAGCCCGCCGCAGCCGCCGUCGACGCCAUGGAGUGUACCGAUGCGCAGGUGGACCAGAGCAUCGAGAUCCCGCCCAGCAAGGCCACCGUUCUCAAAGGCCACGGCUCGGAGGUGUUCAUCUGCGCCUGGAACCCGACCACCGACCUGCUGGCAUCCGGCUCCGGUGACAGUACGGCACGGAUCUGGAACAUGUCCGACAACGCCUCCAGCAACCAGCAGCUGGUGCUGCGCCACUGCAUCCAGAAGGACGGCAACGAGGUGCCCAGCAACAAGGACGUCACAUCACUCGACUGGAACUGUGACGGUACCCUGCUAGCCACCGGCUCCUACGACGGCUACGCGCGCAUCUGGACCACCGACGGACGCCUGGCUUCCACUCUGGGACAGCACAAGGGGCCCAUAUUCGCGCUCAAAUGGAACAAAAAGGGAAACUACAUCCUGAGCGCCGGCGUAGAUAAGACGACAAUCAUCUGGGACGCGUCGUCUGGCCACUGCACGCAGCAGUUCGCCUUCCACUCGGCGCCGGCGCUGGACGUCGACUGGCAGAGCAACACCAGCUUCGCCUCGUGCAGCACCGACCAGUGCAUCCACGUCUGCAAACUGGCCGUCGACAAGCCCAUCAAGUCGUUCCGCGGGCACUCGAACGAGGUGAAUGCCAUCAAGUGGGACCCGCUGGGCAACCUGUUGGCCUCGUGCUCGGACGAUAUGACGCUCAAGAUCUGGUCCAUGAAGCAGGACACGUGCGUGCACGACCUGCAGGCCCACAGCAAGGAGAUCUACACCAUCAAAUGGUCGCCCACCGGGCCCGGCACCAACAACCCCAACAUGAAUCUCAUCUUGGCCAGCGCGUCGUUCGACUCGACAGUGCGUCUGUGGGACGUGGAGCGCGGACAGUACAUCCACACGCUCACCAAGCACACAGAGCCCGUGUACAGCGUGGCCUUCUCGCCGGACGGAAAGUAUCUGGCCUCGGGAAGCUUCGACAAGUGCGUCCACAUCUGGUCCACGCAGACCGGUCAGCUGGUGCACAGCUACAAGGGCACGGGCGGCAUCUUCGAGGUUUGCUGGAACUCCAAGGGCGACAAAGUGGGCGCCAGUGCCAGCGACGGCAGUGUGUUCGUGCUGGACCUGCGCAAGUGAGUCGCCCCUGGAGGACCAGCUCUUGUCGACGCGCCCGUGUUAUUGUGGCGGCGCACCGGGCAGGGCCGCGGGGCCGGCACUGUGGCCGUACGGUCGGCGCUUCAGGCCGACAAAGGACCGUUCAGUGACGAGACGGAACACAGGAACAGAGUGGGCUGUCGACGGACAGCGGUGGCUGCGGCCACCAGAUAAUGGGUGCUCCGGUCGGCAUUGACACGACGGCUCGGCCCGGCGCGGGUGAUGGCUUGGCCCGACGGCAGUGGCGACUAAACUCCGGCGACAGUGGCGACUGGGCCCCAGCGGGGGUGGCUACUCGGCCCUGGCAGAGGUGGCGUCUGAACCCCGGUGGGGGUGGCGACCAGACCCCGGCGGGGUGACGAUUCGACCCCCGGUGCAGAUGACGACUCUCCCAGCACGAACAGCAGUGUGGGCGCCCCGAGCAGUUGGAGGGAAGCUCACGCUACUCCAGGCUGCCAGGACAUGGGGAGCGGACGGCGGCGGGCCGGCCGGUGCGCUCGGGACCGUGGAGGCCGCCCUGACGACAGUGCCGCGGCAGUCCACGUCCGCCGGCCUCGCGUCAGUGGACUGGCAACAGUACAAAGGCUUCGGCUGGCAUUUCGUGUGUCGUGUUUCGUGUGCCUUGUUCAUCAUACAGUGGUCGAGACUGAGAGAGCAGACAAUGCGAGCGCGUGCACGUGCGCUCUGAUGGACUCGACAGCCGCACAUAUUCAUGUUUUUGUACAUAGUGAAAGAUUGCACGCGUGGCGAAAGACUGCAUAUGUGGACGCUUGAUAUUUUACGGUUGACGCUUUUCCAAGAAUCUAAUUUUAUUUCCGACCGACCUGGCGAUGGCGUCCAUAACUGGUCAAUUUUUCCUGCCGGGUAUCGAGACGAGUUUAUGCCAUCGUGACAGUCAAAUCCCGUCUCGACUUGAUCCAUUGACGUCAGUUAAGCUGUCAUCCGCUCUAGCCUGGACUUCGCAUGUUGUUUCACUUAGUUCUGUGUGGGAAAUGAGCUGGCUGCGUAGGUUAACCGGUAGUUAAUUUUGCAAGUCUACACACUGCUUAAGCUAGCAAUAGCAGCUCAUAUGUCCUACCGGUGUGUCUCGCCAUAUUCUACUCGGAAUGAUCUUAGCUUCCUGAAAUGCACUUGUCGCUAAAAUCGUGAAGUUGAUGUGAAUGUGUUUUGUACGGCUUCUGGCGCUGCCUGGGUGUUUUCGGUCAGACUGUGCUGUCGUCACCGGCGCCUCCAUCCACGCGCCCUGCCAGUGUUUGUACAUACAGCCAGUGUGUGUGUGUUUCGCAGGCCAGGGCGCCCUGGUAGCCCGUCGUGUUCGUUUCGUGUGUGGCGCGGGGUGUAUGAUGGCGAUGGUGUGAUUGUUCUGCUCCCUCUCCCAGUCCACCUGGAGACCGACCGCUGUUGAGCGACGCCUCUCUGCUCGACCUCAGUUGCUUUCCCGUCAAUUGUCGGCGCUUAUCAUCACAAAGUUGACGCCGUUUUAGUGGAAUUCCGCUUGGAGAUGUGGGACUGUUUGUGGCUCGUGCAGCUCGUUUUGCGCCGACUGCCGGCGAGGGCACUCGCGGUGGACUUACCACCAGCGGUCGUGUCGUGAUCUCCCGCGGACGAUGAUGUUCCGUGCCCGAGCGUGAAGUAUGUGUUGUCGAGCGUGAACGGCCCUGCUCGACGGCCGAAAUGGCCGAUCUUCACCGUGGUUGAUGUUGUUUAUGAUAAUGAAAAUAAAUGCCAAAUUUAUU